AUGGAGGUCGAACGUCUUCUGGUCUCUGGAAGAGCCGUCAUCUCUAACGCGGAUGAAGUCUGGCCCAGUCUGUACAUCGAGGAAAACUGUGCAGAGAUCAGAAGGCAUCGCUUCACUCAUGUCCUGAACUGCGCCCACAGCUCCAGACGUGGCGGCGAGAUCUAUGAUGGCAUGGGCAUCACAUACAUGGGCAUAGACGCAUAUGAUUCACCCACGUAUGACAUGAGUGCCAACUUUAACAAAGCUGCUGAAUUUAUACAUACAGCGCUGAAAGAGGGAGGCAAAAUCCUGGUUCACUGUCAUGUUGGAGUGAGUCGAUCAGCAACUAUAGUUUUGGCAUAUCUGAUGCUGAAACACAACAUGACGCUGGUGGAGGCGAUCCAGAAGGUAAAAGAGGGAAGAGGCGUCUUUCCCAACCGAGGCUUCCUCAGACAACUCAUUGACCUUCAUAUUAAAUUAUACGGCUACAGACACUAGACACACAACAGCCAUGAGACACAAUGAAAAUCGAGCAGGCAGGAGAAAUAUGGAUCAAUGUGGGUUUUAAUAUUUUUGGAGCAGAAACUUUGUGCAGCUUGUUCAUUUGAAAUGUAUUUGAUCCAUCUUACUGAUUUGUAUGGUUUUAUUCAAUUCAAAUAAAUUUUAAAUGAACAUAUUAAAAUGAACAUACCUGACGAAGUAUUAUCUCUCUUGCUUUUAUUAACUGAGUAAAGAUUAACAUACAUGGCCUUUCAUUCAAAUGCAAAUAUUCACCAAUAUACAAUUAUAUGCAUAUAAAAAUAAAACAGAAA
Messenger RNA from Sinocyclocheilus anshuiensis, 791 nucleotides. Its product is annotated as dual specificity protein phosphatase 26-like. Lineage: Eukaryota; Metazoa; Chordata; Actinopteri; Cypriniformes; Cyprinidae. Gene Ontology annotation, molecular function: MAP kinase phosphatase activity; protein tyrosine/serine/threonine phosphatase activity. Gene Ontology annotation, biological process: protein dephosphorylation; negative regulation of MAPK cascade. Gene Ontology annotation, cellular component: cytoplasm. The record is from RefSeq and is a predicted model, not a curated record. Bases 1 to 477 code for a protein of 158 amino acids. The transcript has 3 exons.